UGCGCGCGCCCCGGGUCGCUCGCGCGGCAUAGCGCGCGGCUGUGCCACAGGGCAACAAGUGAGCGCUCCCCGCUCCCCCGGCGGCGGCCGCCCCGGCACCCCCCGAUCCUGCAGCGCUCCAUCGAGGUGACUCUGCCCUCUCCGCGCCCCUUCCCUUCGCUCCCAGCCCCGCUCCGUCCGCCGGCCCCAAAGAGAGAGAGGCGGGACGGGAGGGGACGAACCCUCCGCGGUUGCCGCCCCGGCAUCACCCUCAGGUGCGGAGCCGACGCCCGGUGCGGGGUCUGGCUGAGUGCGGCGGCCGCAGCAUGGAGCUCCGCCGGGUGCUGGGGCCGCGGUAGGGCGACAGGCCGGGGAGGGGGGACACCCUCCCCGCCUUAAGAGGCAGCCGGCGGCCGGACUAAAGCAUGGUGGACGUGGAGGCGGCGGCAGGAAGAACCCCGGCAGAGCCCCGCGGCAGCCUGGCAAGAUAUGAGAAAUGAGUGUUGGACGCAGAAGAUUAAAGCUGCUGGGAAUUCUGAUGAUGGUAAACAUUUUUAUUUAUGUGAUUGUGGAAGUCUCAAAAAGUGGCGGCCAAGAGAAGAAUGCAAAAGGACGUGUUAUUAUACCACGCAGCAAGUUCUGGAGGAAAUACACUCCUCACAAAGCGUAUUGGAACAGACAGCAACAGAAGCUUGAGCUGCUCUACAACCCUAUUCUGACCUUACUUUCCAAUAUGACUGUGGAAGAGAACUUAGUUUCCAAUGCGAGUGUUCUCAAUUCCUGUGACCCUGACCCAUGGGUAGCUUCAGAGGUUAGUGACUUUGCAAACUUGCCAGACAGAUUCAAAGACUUUCUACUGUAUUUGAGAUGUAGAAAUUAUUCAUUAUUAAUGGAUCAGCCAAACAAGUGCAAACAUAAACCUUUUUUGCUGCUGGCUAUUAAGUCGCUUACACCGCAUUUUGAUAGAAGGCAAGCCAUUAGGGAAUCCUGGGGCAAGGAAAUCAAAUCAGGAGAUGUGACUGUCAGAAGGGUCUUCUUACUUGGACAGACACCACCAGAGGAUAAUUUCCCUGAUCUUUCCGACAUGAUAAGAUUUGAAAGUGAAACCCACCAAGACAUUCUCCUCUGGAACUACAGAGACACUUUCUUCAACUUAACUCUGAAAGAGGUGUUGUUUCUCAAGUGGGUCAGCAGCAGUUGUGCAGAUGUCCAGUUUAUUUUUAAGGGUGAUGAUGAUGUUUUUGUGAAUACCAAUCAGAUCCUGGAUUACUUGAAGAGCUUAACAAAGGACAAAGCCAAAGACUUAUUUAUAGGCGAUGUGAUCAAAGAUGCUGGACCUCACAGAGAAAAAAAAUUGAAGUACUACAUCCCAGAAAGUGUUUAUGAAGGGUCGUAUCCUCCAUAUGCAGGAGGUGGUGGGUUUCUGUACUCUGGUGAUCUGGCAUUAAGACUUAAUAAUGCAUCUGACCAGGUACUCCUUUACCCUAUUGAUGAUGUUUAUACUGGAAUGUGCCUUCAGAAGCUUGGGCUUGCUCCGGAAAAACACAAAGGCUUCAAAACAUUUGAUAUUGAAGAGAAAUACAGAAAUAACAUAUGUUCCUACACAAACUUAAUGUUAGUACAUAGUAGAAAACCUCAAGAAAUGAUUAGGAUUUGGACACGCUUGCAAGAUCCACACUUAAGUUGUUAAGGCAAUGUGCGUAAGUGUCUUAAGUACAAAUAACUUUUGCAGUUUGGGUCUGACUUUCUUGGUGGACCAGUGAAGCUCUGUUUUAAUAGUUAAAUUUUCUCUGAAAACCUUUUCCAGUACUUCUGAAGAUAAGAAUAAUACUAAAAUUUGACUUGAUGGCUUGAAGACUUGGUCCUGACUUUUCCACUGUCCUGGUGGUCAUUAUGUUUCAAUAUUUGUCUUAAUUUGAAAAAGGACUUCAAGGCUGUAACUAGCUGUCAGUGACUGGUUAGCUGUAUUGGAAACAGGGAUUGCCUACUACAAUGCAUCUUUUGUGAACUGUGAUGGUGGAAGAUAAUUUUUCCUUGAGUAGUGUCUGUGUGUGGGUGCUUGGAAACCACUGUCAGAUUGAAAAUUCACGAAUUGGAAGGAUGUAGUUUUAAGUAUGAAACACUCUUACGAGACUUCAACUGUUGGAUUUUGUAGUUCAUGGGUUUCAGUCUUUUUGCACCCUGGAACAGUGUUUUUCUCCUUUACUUAGGAUAUUUUGUGCAAAGCGUGCCUGCGUCUGAAGGAUUUACCCUUUUAUUAGAUAAUGCUGUUGGGAACACCCCAUAAAAGAGCUGAAUAUAUAAGGAACAGGAAGGACAGAUUUUGUUUGGGGCUCGGCAAUAGGUACAGUUAGGUCUGCUCCAAGCAUACAGGAGGUAAAGCUGACUUGUUGCUCAUGUUAUUUUUGUGAAAAGCUACUCUGGUCAGUCUUUGCUUUCUGUUUUGGCACUAAAUGUGGUCAGGUAGCUCAACUUGAUGCAAGUAACUGAAAUUGCACAUUGCUUACGAAAGCAUGGUUUGGAUCUCCUAUAAAGCGGUAGCAAAUCUAGAAUUGUGCAGAUCCUAAGAGUUUGGGAUUUUGAAACAAACUUUGAAGUUGCAUGAUGUCUCAUGUAGAGUUAAACAUGUUCUCAAAACUCAGAACUUCUGUAUUUCCACAUUUGCUUAUAAGAGUUAUUCUAAAUAGUGGUUGCUUCCUUUGUAUGUGUAGAAGUGCCUGUCUAUUUAUUGUUCAGAUUGAAGACCAAAACAUUUUCUUAAAUAUAUUUUGUGUAACGUUUUAUUUGUAUAGUGUUGUCACUCGGAUAUUUAAAUAGAGCAUGAUAUUUUAAAUCUGAGAUGUGUAACAUGUUAAAUAAAGCUAAUUGUUAUUUUUGAAUUUGAAAAAUAAAAUGCGAUUUAAAUA
This is a messenger RNA of Neopsephotus bourkii (Bourke's parrot), 2885 nucleotides long. It is a transcript of the gene B3GNT2, whose product is annotated as UDP-GlcNAc:betaGal beta-1,3-N-acetylglucosaminyltransferase 2. Gene Ontology annotation, molecular function: hexosyltransferase activity. The record is from RefSeq and is a predicted model, not a curated record. Gene Ontology annotation, cellular component: membrane. NCBI's taxonomy places the organism in Eukaryota, Metazoa, Chordata, Aves, Psittaciformes, Psittacidae. The transcript has 2 exons. The coding region runs from base 476 to 1669 and encodes 397 amino acids.